ACCUUGACCCAGCCAAGUGACUAUAAAUAGUUCAUCAUCCUGUCAUAUAUUUGACUGAUUUGACGGGUGAUAUGGCCCACCCCCAAUCAAGAGACACAAUAUAGAAAGAACAGACAGAACCGUUGUAAGACGCAGAGCAUCGAAUCACAGUGAUCAGAAUUAAAGAAAUCAUCCUGAGACAGAACAAGAAUUGACCAUAAUGGAAUAUCUCACAGCAGAAGGUAUAAUUGUAACAAACAGAAUUUUUGUUGGUAGUAUUCCUGAUUGGAUGUGUGAAACUAAACUGCAGUUGGCAUUCCAAGAUCUCAACUUUGAUGUUCAAGAUACAAGAAUUGUAUUAGACAUGAAGACAGGGGAACCGAAAGGGUAUGGUUUUGUGACAUUUUAUAAUGUAAAUGAUGCAAAGGAAUUGAUAAAGAAGGGUUUUGUUGUUACCAAUGAUGGAGUUAAACUUAAAAUUGAUACAGCUGUUAGAAAGAAGGGUAUGCAACAUCGAUUACAGAACAUGUUUUCUCAGAACGUAAUGAUCAACAAACCUGCGGGAUACGAUCAUUGCAUAUUCUACCCAAGUACACAGAAUCAUCACACACAGCAAGCUCAGAUACCUGACAGUUACAAAGCAAUGGGCAAUUAUGCUACGAAUAUUCCAUUUCAUCCAUCAUGCACUUACUUUUGGCAAACCUAGGUUUCAACAGCUGGGCAUCCAGCUUUCAAACAUACUGUAAAUAUUAAGCAGCAUGCUGCCCCUGCUGGACAGAUUAUUGCAUGCCUGCUGGGGGAUAUUUUAUAAUCAUUUUAUCAAAAAAUGGUUCGUGUUUAAUAUUAAAGGUAACAUUUGGGGAACUUUCAUGAAUAAACUAUUUUACAUAUACUUUUGGUUUAUAGGUACAA
Molecule: messenger RNA, 891 nt
Organism: Dendronephthya gigantea
Lineage: Eukaryota; Metazoa; Cnidaria; Anthozoa; Malacalcyonacea; Nephtheidae
Product: deleted in azoospermia-like
Exons: 8
Coding region: 200-685 (161 amino acids)
Molecular function (GO): RNA binding
Source: RefSeq, a predicted model, not a curated record